AUGGCACACCCACCACAGCCUGAUGCGCCUGAGAAUCAUAUGGAUGAUUUCGAGGAUGAAGAUGAAGCCAGCAACAAGCCAUGGCCACCUAGGCAUGCGUUGGCGGCACUUUGGGAAGAGGAUGUGGUCAUUAGGAAAACCCUGAGGGACAAUGGCAAAAUGUUGACAUGGCCCAAGAAGGCGUUAACCGGAAUUGCUACUCUCUCCGCUUUGUCCCAGAACCGAGCUGCCAUCAAUGAUGCUCUCACAAUUUGGGCUAGCCACGAAACCACCCCCAAGAGCCCACCCGUUGAAUGGCUGAAGGAUGAGGAUCCUCUUCUCCAUGGAUUGAUGGACACCAUGACUGACCAUUGGGGAGGGACACCACCGCCGGCCCAGCCAGCCAUCGAUGACGAGCAACGAGCAGCAGCUGAUGAUUCAGAACCAGGCGCUUCUGAUCCUGGGGAGUGUGAGGAGGAUCCCAUGGCCAUGGCCAUGUUACAGGCAUCCCGAGCUUGUUUGGAGGCACAAAGGGAGGCAGUCCUGAGGCGGUUGCAAGCCAUCCGUGAUCUGAAGAACAAGCCCAAAAGAGAAGACCGUGUGAAUGUUGAUGCUAUGGAGACCCUGCCCUUUGACAUGGGUGGUGGUGACUCUUAUGGUUCCAUGUUGGAGACUAGCUCGGAGGUUGGUGCCCCUGAUUCACCAACCCAUGGAGUCGAAGCCCUUGCUGAUCCCAACCAUGAUGGAACUCAUGCUGUUGGGGUUGAUACUGUUCCUUCACCCAACCAUGGAGAUGAUGACAUCUUGAAGAAGAGAACUCUGGAACUUGGUGAGACGUCUGAUGGUGAGCAGCCUCUCACCAAUCCUGAGGACCAGCCUGCCCUCCCAGGCCAACCGGUCUCUCCUCCAUCGGCUUCAGUGCCUGCAGCCAGCGCAGCAGAGAAUGUGGAGCGACAGGUGGAGAAUGGAGAUGAUGGGGUUGGGGUCGUGGCACCACUGGAUGCAAUGGUUUCACAUGAUGGUGAUGUCAGUUUCAAUCCGGACAAGCACCAGGAGCCACUUUCUCGUAUCCAACAGUUUGGCGGUGUACCGGAAGCUGAUGGCGAUCUUGACACCACCAAGCCAAAAGGAACCACCAGCAAGAAGGAUGCAAAGGAAGCACCUACCAAAACCCGAGCCUCCAAGGGCAAUGCAGCGUCCUUCGCUCGCCGCAAUCCACCUGCGAAUGAGCGGGCCAAGGCUGAGUGGGAGGCCAUUCGCAGUGCUUAUCGCCGAGAGUUGAUGUAUCUUCGCCCCCAAACCAAACAUGAGGAUGGCUUUUGGAAGUUUGUCAAGAACCAGAACCAUGAAGUCGUCGAUGGAACGGCUACGGAUGCGCUGGGUGAUGUGAUCAUGGGUCUGACUGAGGAGUAUGCCAACCUUGCCAAGUGA
This is a messenger RNA of Cladocopium goreaui, 1410 nucleotides long. The record is from the annotation of a GenBank genome assembly. NCBI's taxonomy places the organism in Eukaryota, Dinophyceae, Suessiales, Symbiodiniaceae.